AGGAUGGGGCGGGGGGGGGCCAGCGGGUGCUUUGGGGCCAGCGGGGACACGAUGUGACACCCGGCGGGGAGCGCAGGGGGGCAGCGGGGACCCGAUGGGGACCUCGGGGGGGGGGGCACCGGGGGGGCGGCGCGGGGCCCGGGAGCAGCGGCACUUUCACGAACUGUCCACGGGAGGCGGGAGAGGCGGCGGAGGAGGAGGAGGAGGAGGAGAAGGAGGAAGGGGGGGCCCCGGCCGGGUUCGCCCAGCCCAGCCCAGCCCAGCCCAGCCCGGCCCAGCCCAGCCCAGCCCAGCCCGCCCCGUCGCUGCCCCGCCCCGCCCUGCCCAGCCCCGCUCCGCCGCUGCAGGCACCGCGGCACCGGCACCGGGCUCCCCUUUAUAGGCUCGGUCCGAGGGGGUGGGGGGCGGCGGCGGCCCCAGCCCCGAGGGGGCGGCUCCCCCCCUAAAAAACCGGCGGCGGGACGCGCGGCGGGCAGAAAGCGCGGCCGGGGGGGGGGAUUCCCGGUGGACCGGCGGGGACCGGGACUCGGUGCUCCCGGUGCUCCCGGGGUUCCCGGGGCCGCUGCGGGUUCGGCUCGCCCCGCCAUGCCCCCCCGGGGGCCGUUCUCCCGAGCCCCGGCUCCGCGCUCCCGGUGCAGCCGCUGCCGCCGCCGCCGCUGCUGCCACCGCCGCCGCCGUUCGCCGCCGCCGCCGCCGCCGUGCCCGCGGCUCUGAGCAACGCCGCCGCCGCCGUUACCCGCCGCGCCGGGAGAACCGCGCCCCGCACCGGCACCAAGAUGCUCCGCCAAGGGGCCCUCGCGGAGCUGCUGCUGGUGCUGCUGGGGCUGAAGGUCCACGGGGCCGCAGGCUGCCCCACCGACUGCGUCUGCUACCCCUCGCCCAUGACCGUCAGCUGCCAGGCCCACAACUUCGUCACCAUCCCCGAGGGCAUCCCCGAGGACAGCGAGAGGAUCUUCCUGCAGAACAACCAGAUCACCCUGCUGCUGCGGGGCCACUUCAGCCCCUCCAUGGUCACCCUCUGGAUCUACUCCAACAACAUCACCUUCAUCGACCCCAACACCUUCGAGGGCUUCGUCAACCUGGAGGAGCUGGACCUGGGGGAUAACCGCUACCUAAGGGCUUUGGCGGCGGACACUUUCCAAGGGCUGGUGAAACUCCACGCCUUGUAUCUGUACAAGUGCGGGCUGAGCUCUCUCCCCAGUGGGAUAUUCGGCGGCCUCCACAACCUGCAAUACCUUUACUUGCAAGACAACCACAUCGAGUUCCUUCAGGACGAUAUUUUUGUUGACUUGGUUAACCUCAGCCAUCUUUUUCUCCAUGGAAACAAGCUCUGGAGCCUCCAUCAGAACACGUUCAGGGGACUAAUCAACCUGGAUAGGCUGCUCAUCCAUCAGAAUCAGCUGCAGUGGGUUCACAGGCGGGCUUUCCACGACCUCCGGCGACUGACCACCCUGUUCCUCUUCAACAACAGCCUCUCGGAGCUGCAGGGGGACUGCCUGGCCCACCUGGCAGCCCUGGAGUUCCUCAGGCUGAACGGGAACCCCUGGAGCUGCGACUGCAAGGCCCGCUCGCUCUGGGAGUGGCUGCACCGCUUCAAGGGCUCCAGCUCCAGCGUCAUCUGCGAGUCCCCCGAGCGGAUGCACGGCAAGGACCUAAAGGUGCUGAGGGCCGAAGACUUUAGGAACUGUUCGGGCUCGGAGUCGCUCCACCAGAUCAAAACACACACUUUCUCGGCAGCAGACAGAGGAGCCUCCAAAGCCCACCACCCCCACCACUCCUCCAAGGAGAAGGGCGGCGAGCGAGGGGCCGAGAAGGGUUUGCACAGCAGCCAGCCCGCGCCCCGGCCUGGCUCGCGCCGCCCCGGCAAGAACUGCACCAGCCACAAAGGCCGCAACCGAACCCUUAAGCCGGGGUCGCUGGGCCCGCGGAAAAGCGAGCACGAGGUCCACGACUACGUGCCCGACUAUCAGCACAAAUUCAGCUUCGGCGUGAUGCCCACGGGCCCCCCGAGACGCAAGGGUAAGUGCACCCGGCGGACGCCCAUCCGCGCCCCCAGCGGGGUGCAGCAGGCGGCCGGCAGCGCGGCCCUCGAGGCCUCGCGCCUGGUUUUUGUGCUGCUGCUCGCGGCCGUCAUGCGCUGAGCCCGGCUGCGGCGGAGCGGAUCUGCACUGCCACCCACCUACAACGGACCAGAGUUUCUUUUCUUCUUCUUUUUUUGGACGUGGAGAAUCGGGGCCCCGCCGAGGGAAGGCCGGCGGCCUGCGGGCGCGGGCGGCAGCGGGCGCGGGCGGCAGGAGCGGGUUGAAAGGCGUUGUCGCGCGGUGGCACCAUCAGCCGAGCCCUGCACCGGGAGAAAAAUUAAAAAAAAAAAAAAAAAAAGCCAACCUUACACAACCGGAUAACGGGGACGGCGGCCAGCCUGCCGGCAACGUCAGCCGGACAACUGGAAACUUGUGAAAUCCUGUUAAUUUGAGAGUGCGCCGAGUGACCCCGCCAAUUACCGCAAGGAACAUAAUUGCUGUAAAAAACGAUCACCAAUUAAGCCUACACUGUUUCUCUGAAAGUGAGUGCAAGGACACUUAUUCUCCUGUAAUAAGGACAUUGGUUCUCCCACGUUUUAGCCCUUUUGGCUCCAAACCCACAGGCCAAAGUUGGCUGGAAAUCUCUUAGAAGACAAUCUCAAAACCCUGAAUAUCUCAGGCAUUACAGCAGAACAGGGCUUGCCUGCUGGGCUUGGAGUAGCCAACUACCAAAGGAAAGACUGGUUAGAGGUGGAAUAAUUAAAAAAAUAAAAAAAUAAAAAAAACCACACACACAAAGAAAACAAACUUAAAGAAACGAAGUACCUGCCAGGAGGUGCGUUUUUUUGUAACCGUGUUCACACAUCUGAAAAGCAAACCCAACCAAUGCACAGGCCCCCUUCCCCUCAAUUAUCCAUAUGUAUGUCUUAUAAUGUUUAUAAACUAUAUGGAAACUAUAUCUUCAGAACUAAGGAUUGUAUUGUUGAAUUUAUAGCAGAACAGUAUAUCCUUUUCUCAAGACCACAAACGGCAGCAGUGCCUACAGAUGCUGAAAGCCAUCCGGCAGCCUCAGUGCGCGCGGGGGACCAAUGUUCUUAGCAAUUUAGAGCACUAAACUCUGGGAGGGGUCUGGGGGGGUAGUAUGCAAUGCAACAAAGUCCAUAUACAGAGAGCCAAAGCUCACCCUUAACGUCCUAAUUUGUAAGAGGGGGGAGAGGGAGGUGGAUUAGCGGCGCCUGGUCCCGAUGCACGCAGCCACGGCGCUCUGCCUCGGGAAAGCGCCGCGAGCCCCGGGGCGGCGAGGGGCUGGGGGCUUCCAGAGGUGUCGGUCGUGUGAGGACCUUUAUAGCUGGCCUAAGGUUUUCACUCGGGCAGCAGGUUUGUGGGCUGCAGGUGGCCCUGACAGCAUCAGGAGCAGGAAUUUUUUUUUUCUUAAAAGGGAUGGGUCAGGCCAUGGGGAGAGCCAAGAGAAGUGGGAAAGCGCAAGGAGCGCGGGACCUGCGAGAAGCACGGUGCCCAGCGUUUCUGGUCCGCAGUGGGCAAGAGGAAGGCCCAAGAAAGCCAUGGGAAGGGGUCGUGGCCAGCUGAAGGAUGGGAAGAAGGGCUGCGCAUUCCUCUUGUCCUGAGUUAAGCCCCGCAGCCGAUGCCAGGUCGGGAUGUUCUCGGUGUUCGGAACGCGCUCGGUGUUCGGGAUGCGGUCGGUAGUCGGGAUGCACUCGGUGUUCGGGAUGUGCUCGGUGUUUGGGAUGUGCUUGGUGGUCAGAAUGUGCUCGGUGGUCGGGAUGUGCUCGGUGGUCGGGAUGCUCUCGCUGGCCUGCUUCGUGGCCACGGCAGAGCCGCCGGCGGCACCCAGCGCAGCCCGCGGGUGCUGCCUGAAUUCUGCAGUCGGUGUUAAUUCCCUGUCGGCGUGGAUAUGCAAGACAAAACAGACACUGAGGUUAACGAAACAAGGGAAAUAAAAGUGAUCUUGGACAAGAAAA
Anas platyrhynchos (mallard) is the source of this 4000-nucleotide messenger RNA. It is a transcript of the gene RTN4RL1, whose product is annotated as reticulon 4 receptor like 1. NCBI's taxonomy places the organism in Eukaryota, Metazoa, Chordata, Aves, Anseriformes, Anatidae. The record is from RefSeq and is a predicted model, not a curated record. Gene Ontology annotation, cellular component: plasma membrane. Gene Ontology annotation, molecular function: protein binding.